This is a messenger RNA of Cottoperca gobio, 865 nucleotides long. RefSeq names its product transmembrane protein 86B (gene tmem86b). Bases 1 to 753 code for a protein of 250 amino acids. The transcript has 3 exons. Gene Ontology annotation, cellular component: membrane. The record is from RefSeq and is a predicted model, not a curated record. Gene Ontology annotation, molecular function: hydrolase activity. NCBI's taxonomy places the organism in Eukaryota, Metazoa, Chordata, Actinopteri, Perciformes, Bovichtidae.
AUGGACAUCCUAGAUACACAUGCCUAUGACAGGCGGCAGAGGAGAAACAUGUCUUGUGCUCUCCUUUUCUCUCUCUCGCCUUUCAUUUUGUCCACAGCUUUGUACUUCUACCUGUGGAGUCCUGACUCGCCCGCGUCCAUCACGACCGCAGGUGUCAAAUCAGCACCAACAGUCCUAUUGGCUGCAGCAGUGCUGAGCUGGAACGGAGGUCAGAGUGUCCUGGGUGUGGCAGGAGGACUGCUCUUCUCCGCUGUUGGUGACUGGUGCCUGGUAUGGCCUGAGCUUUUUCUGCAUGGAAUGGGUGCAUUUGGUGUGGCUCAUCUGCUGUACUCACUCACCUUCCUCUCCGGUCAUUAUGCAGCAUAUUCCUCUUCCUCUUCCCUCUGGAUCCGUUGUCUAUAUCUGAUCCUGUUCAUGGUGGGAGGAGGUUUCUACAUCUACAUAUAUCCAUUCCUGCAAAAGGCGCCAGACUCAGAUCUACUGAUUCCAGCUGUGGGGGUUUACAUUGUUUUAAUUGUUCUAAUGGGCUCAUUAGCCAUCAGAACACGCCACACAGCAACACUGUUAGGAAGUUUGUCCUUCAUGGUGUCCGACCUGUCACUGGCUCUGCAAGUGUUCAAGGCGACGGCCCCAAUGGAGCAUGGUAACGCUAUCACCAUGGUGACAUAUUAUUUGGCACAGCUGCUAAUAGCCGUGGGAGAUGUAAAGUCAGUUGAGAACAAGGAUGACUUUUCAAAAUGGAAGAGAUCCUAAACAGCAGCCAUGUGGCAUCCCUAGAGUCUGAUGUAUAUGUAUCACCCUGGCAAAAUACUAAAACUGCCUAUAAAUUCUUCUUGUAGUUUUUAAUAUCAUCCCAUCAGAGAGG